AUGCCUUCAGCAUACCCCAAACCUAUCCUACCCCCGUCCCUUAUUGCCGUUACAGGCGCCAACGGCUUUAUAGCCCAGCACUGUAUCAAACUUCUCCUGUCAGAAGGCUACAGAGUUGUAGGCACCGUCCGUUCGGCUUUAAAAGCCAAACAAGUCUUAAACCUCCAUGGAAGAGAUCCCAGUCUUUCUGUGAAAGUGGUUGAAGAUAUUACUUCCGUCGAAUCAUAUCUCUCAGCUUUUGGCUCAACCAGACCAGACGCCAUCUUACACCUCGCCGCACCCUUCAAUUAUGAUGCUACGGACUUGGAGAAUGAUCUUAUGAUUCCCGCUGUUAAGGGUUCAACGGCUAUUCUCAAUGCAGCCAAGAAAUUGGGAGGUGUAAAACGCAUUGUGCAUACCAAUUCGUUUGCUGGUAUCUACGAUGCUUCGAAGGGACUUCAGCCUGGCAAAAUAUAUACUGCCAAGGACUGGUCGCCUUUGACCUACGAAGAUGGUGUCAACGCUCCCGCUGCAGCAGUAGCAUACCGAGCCAGCAAAACGGUAGCGGAAAAGGUUGCGUGGAAAUGGAUGGAUGAUAAUUCAUCCGUGCAAUUCGACCUCGUCAGCCUCAAUCCAGCCAUGGUGUUUGGACCAUUCCUACCAGGCGCAGUCCCCACUUCCCCAAAAGAACUCAACACAUCAAACCAAAUUGUAUAUGGCAUUGUGUCAACCGGCGAAGAGGCUUCCAUCCCACCAACUCGAGGUCCAGUCUGGGUCAGUGUCCAAGAUGUUGCACUAGCACAUCUUAAGGCGAUCCAAGUUCCUGAAGCUGGCGGCGAGAGAUAUCUUCUAGCCGCUGGUGUAUACUGCAAUCAGGAGAUCGCCGAUGUUUCGCGAGAGGUCGCAGGGAAGAAUAAGAGCAAGAUUCCCACUGGUAGUCCGGGUUCUAGAGAAGCUGAGACCCAUUUUGGCGUUGAUGCUAGUGAGACUGAGAAAGCUUUGGGGAUCAAGUGGCAGUCACUUGAGGAUAUGUUGUCAGGACUACUGCCUCAGUUGUUUGAGAUUGAGAGUAGAGUUCAGUGA
This is a messenger RNA of Fusarium coffeatum, 1062 nucleotides long. RefSeq lists its product as uncharacterized. Gene Ontology annotation, molecular function: oxidoreductase activity, acting on the CH-OH group of donors, NAD or NADP as acceptor. Lineage: Eukaryota; Fungi; Ascomycota; Sordariomycetes; Hypocreales; Nectriaceae. The coding region runs from base 1 to 1062 and encodes 353 amino acids. The transcript has a single exon. The record is from RefSeq and is a predicted model, not a curated record.